CCGGGGACAGGUCCUCUUGGGUUAUGGGGCUGAGGCCGGGGAGUCCGCAGAAUCCAGCUCCGAACCCAAAGUAGGUGACGGUCCCUUACCGUCCAUGGCCAAUCAGGUAGUGAACCCCUCUGAGCGGCGAAGGGGACGAGAUCUUACGGACCAGCUGUGCCCGGGAGGACUUCCGGGGUCGCUUGCGUUUCCGGUCGCGCGGCCGGCUCUCGCGAGAAGACGGCGCCGGUCCUUGGGUGGAGCUUUGGCACGUCUCCUACAGCACGCGGUUGCCAUGGUAAUGAACGCCCAAAGGGGCGUGUUGGUUUGUGAGUCGCUAGGGUUACUGGGCCUCAAGGCCCCCUGGCAGGGGCGGCGGGGUCACCUAUGGGCCAGUCCAAAAGCAAACCCAGAGAGAAGACAGUUGAGGAGCAAAAGACGGUCACUACCAAUUUUGUUGCAAAACCUAAGGAGAAAGUAAUGGAAAAGGAGUCCAAGCAGCCUGUCAAGGAAGCCUUGAAUCAACCUGCCGACAGCCUGCCGUUCGCGGCAGGGACGUCCAAGCACUCAAAGCCAUCCUCUUCCUCUGAAGACAAACCUGAUACAAAACAAAAGUCGAGCAAGAAGAGAAGUGCCAUUCCACAGAUCACCAUCACCCAAGCCUCAAACGAGACGCUCAUCAGCUAUGGCCUCCCUGAAAGUGAAGAACAGAGAACCAUUCACGAACAGGCUGACUGGGGCCCUUACUACCGACACAGGAACCCCAGCACAAUAGCAGCCUAUGAAGGACACAACACAGAAUAA
Messenger RNA from Arvicola amphibius (Eurasian water vole), 783 nucleotides. It is a transcript of the gene Spata33, whose product is annotated as spermatogenesis associated 33. Gene Ontology annotation, cellular component: nucleus; cytoplasm. The coding region runs from base 367 to 783 and encodes 138 amino acids. NCBI's taxonomy places the organism in Eukaryota, Metazoa, Chordata, Mammalia, Rodentia, Cricetidae. The transcript is spliced from 3 exons. The record is from RefSeq and is a predicted model, not a curated record.